GAAGGGAGGAAACACGCAGUGCUUCGACUGUGGCGUUGCGGACGUGACAUGGGCCUCACCCAAACUGGGCACGUUCCUCUGCGUGACUUGCUCGGACAUCCACCGGGCAGCGGGCGCCCACAUCACCUGCGUGAAGAACUUCAGCACCUACCUUUGGUCUCCAGACGAGGUGGCCAUGAUGCGCCUGGUGGGCAACGACCGGGCCAAGGAUCUCUACCGAUCCUCCGCUCCGCUCUCCUGGUCCCCUCAUGACUCCAAAGAACGGAAGGUGCAGCUGUGCACACAGCUUUACGGUAACGCUACUGCCCAGAGAGCGUCUGCAGAGAUGAUCACUGCAGCCACAGCAGCGUCAGCAUCGCCUGCGCCCAAUCCUUCGCAGGGUUUCAAAGCACCAGCUGGAAAGAUGCCGGCGGGAGCACCUGACUGGCUUGAAGACUGGUCUUCUCCACGCAAAGAAGAUCCCAAGACGGCCCAGAAAAGCGUGGACCUAUUGGGAGACCUGCUUGAUCUUCAGCCAGUGCUUCAGAAAGCCGGUGCGGUGGAGGCAGACGUGUUCUUGCAGCAAGGCUAUGUAGACGUUGUCAAAGCUCCUGCCGUCGAGAAGUUCCACAAUGAGUUGGCGGGCGUCUUUGACAACAAGUGCCAACAGACCGUAGCCCAACCGGCCAGAUGUGCCAUGCAAAUGGCGAACAAGGAAGAUAAUGAUUUUUGGACUUCGGUGAACUGGGACGACCUCAUGAAGUGA
This is a messenger RNA of Symbiodinium necroappetens, 745 nucleotides long. The record is from the annotation of a GenBank genome assembly. Lineage: Eukaryota; Dinophyceae; Suessiales; Symbiodiniaceae.